Molecule: messenger RNA, 1047 nt
Organism: Pisolithus orientalis
Lineage: Eukaryota; Fungi; Basidiomycota; Agaricomycetes; Boletales; Pisolithaceae
Exons: 10
Coding region: 1-1047 (348 amino acids)
Source: RefSeq, a predicted model, not a curated record
AUGCAGAUCAUAUGCCCACCAUGGAUGAGAAGGACAACAGUGAGGAAAGAGAUGGCCAAUGAGUUGGAAGCAGUGAAGAAAAUAAUCUUGCAUCUGAAGAAAGCCCUUCAGGUAACAGAUGCUGAAAAAGAACUGGUUCAUGGUGGGAUUGUGGACCAAUCAGGGGGUUUGAACACAGCACAGAUAGGAAUGGUGUUCUCCAUAUUUAUGGACAUUGAUAUGUCUAUAUCAGCUCAGAGAAAUGGGAUCUGGUGGUGUGAACAUGAUUCCAAGCAGUCCAGCAUGGUUAGUGGUUUUGGUGCUGGAUUGAUGUUCACAGGUCUCAAUAAGGUCAGUGAAAAGAGUUCAAGUGGUAUGAACACAGUGUUGAGUGGUCCAGCAUGGUCUCAGGGGGGUGACAUAUCAGAAUCUGGGAAUGAUGAUUUGUGCAACCCAAAGGGGUCCUGCAGUGGCCCAGUCAAUAUGGACAGGGGCUUUGGUUCUGGAACAAUGGGGACACCAUUUCAAGUGGUCCAGCAUGCCCUGAGGGGGAAUGGUCAGAUGGGAACAUUGACAAGUACAUGUCCAUACAAGGCCAGUGGAAUUGGACCUGGGUGGAUAAACACCAUUCCAAGUGGUCCAGCAUGCUCUGAGGCAGGGGUGGUUGGGUGGGCAUACUGGUAUACUAUCCAAUCAUUUGGACACAGUCUGGACAGGGGCUUUGGUAAGGGGUUGAUGUUCACCAGUGUUCAUCAGUGCUUUCUGUGGUUCCCCAUAUUUUAUGGACCUGUAGUGAUCUCCUUGAGUACAGGGGAAGAGGUUCCCAUGGGACAAACACUAUUUCAAAUGGUGCAGCAUGGUCUCAGUAGGGAUGGUCAGAGGCUGGGAGAGAUGAACCAUCUGCUCCAACAUGAGUCACAGGGUGACACACACAAUUUGGACAGGGGCUUUGGCACUGGAUCAAUGUUUGCAGACCUACAAGAGGUUGGGAAAGAUGAUCCAUCUGCUCCCAAAAUGAGUCACAGGGUGACACAGUCAAUUUGGACAGGGGCUUUGGUGCUGGAUUGA